Molecule: messenger RNA, 2090 nt
Organism: Leptonychotes weddellii (Weddell seal)
Lineage: Eukaryota; Metazoa; Chordata; Mammalia; Carnivora; Phocidae
Gene: EIF2AK1
Product: eukaryotic translation initiation factor 2 alpha kinase 1
Biological process (GO): regulation of translational initiation by eIF2 alpha phosphorylation
Cellular component (GO): cytoplasm; nucleus
Molecular function (GO): eukaryotic translation initiation factor 2alpha kinase activity; ATP binding
Source: RefSeq, a predicted model, not a curated record
GCUGGGUAGGCUGGCGGGCGGGCGGGCUGGGCUUCGGCCCGCGCGCGGCGGGCGAUGCUGGGAGGCAGCUCCGGGGCCCGGGAGCGCGAGGCGGAGGGCGACGGGGCGGAGGCUGUGACGCCGCCGCCCGCCAUCGAGUUCCCGGCCGACGGCUCGGACCCCAAGUAUGACGAAUCCGAUGUCCCAGCAGAACUCCAGGUAUUAAAAGGACCCCUGCAGCAGCCGACUUUCCCUUUCGCAGUUGCAAACCAACUCUUGCUUGUCUCUUUGCUGGAGCACUUGAGUCAUGUGCACGAACCAAACCCUCUCCGUUCAAGACAGGUGUUUAAAUUGCUUUGCCAGACCUUUAUCAAAAUGGGGCUGCUGUCUUCUUUCACCUGUAGUGAUGAGUUUAGCUCGUUGAGGCUACACCACAACAGAGCUAUUUCUCAUUUAAUGAGGUCUGCUAAAGAGAGAGUUCGUCAGGAUCCUUGUGAGGAUAAUUCUCAUAUCCAGAAGAUCAGGUCCAGGGAAAUAGCCUUUGAAGCACAGACUUCACGUUACCUAAAUGAAUUUGAAGAACUUGCCGUUUUAGGAAAAGGUGGAUACGGAAGAGUGUACAAGGUCAGGAAUAAAUUAGAUGGUCAGUAUUACGCAAUUAAAAAAAUCCUGAUUAAUGGUGCAACUAAAACAGAUUGUAUGAAGGUCCUGCGGGAGGUGAAGGUGCUAGCAGGCCUUCAGCAUCCUAAUAUCGUAGGCUAUCACACUGCUUGGAUAGAGCAUGUUCACGUGGCCCAAACACGAGAUAGAAUUUCUAUUCAGCUGCCAUCUCUGGAAGUGAUGUCAGACAAGGAGGACGACAGAAAUCAGCAUGUUAAAAAUGAUGAAAGUAACAGCUCAUCCAUUAUCUUUGCCGAGUUCACCUCAGAAAAAGAAAAGUCUUUAGGAGAAUCUGGCAUUGACAAUCAGAAUAACAGAUUGGUGAACUGCAACACCAAUUUAAUCACAAGAACCGCCUGUGAAUUUGAAUCAUCCAGUUUGCUCCAAGGAAAUGGUUUGGCUGAUUUGCCUUCCAGAUCGAUUGUUGAACAUCAGCUGCCAUUUAGGCAUCAUUCCGACUUAGAAGAGAAUUUCACAUCCACCGGGGAAUCUUCUGAAAACUUAAGUUUGUUGGGGCAGACAGAGGUGCAGUACCACCUGAUGCUGCACAUCCAGAUGCAGCUGUGCGAGCUCUCGCUGUGGGACUGGAUAGUCGAGAGAAACCAGCGGGGCCGGGAGUAUGUGGACGAAGCUGCAUGUCCUUAUGUCAUGGCCAGUGUUGCAACAAAAAUUUUUCAAGAAUUGGUGGAAGGUGUAUUUUACAUACAUAACAUGGGAAUUGUACACAGAGAUCUGAAGCCCAGGAAUAUUUUUCUUCAUGGCUCUGAUCAGCAAGUAAAAAUAGGAGACUUUGGUCUGGCCUGCACAGACAUCAUACAGAAGAACACAGACUGGAUCGAUAGAGAUGGGAAGAGGACACUCACACACACGUCCAGAGUGGGUACUUGCCUGUACGCUUCUCCUGAGCAGUUGGAAGGAUCUGAGUAUGACGCCAAGUCAGAUAUGUAUAGCUUGGGUGUGAUCCUGCUAGAGCUCUUUCAGCCGUUUGGAACAGAAAUGGAGCGAGUACACGUUUUAACAGGUUUAAGAAGUGGUCAGAUACCUGAAUCCCUCAGUAAGAGGUGUCCCGUGCAAGCCAAGUAUAUCCAGCACUUAACUAGAAGGAACGCAUCUCAGAGACCGUCUGCUCUUCAGCUGCUGCAGAGUGAACUCUUCCAAAAUUCUGGAAAUGUUAAUCUCACCCUACAGAUGAAAAUACUGGAGCAAGAAAAAGAAAUCGAAGAACUAAAGAAGCAGCUGAGUCUCCUUUCUCAGGACAAAGGGGCCAAGGAUGACGUGAAAGAUGGGGGUGUUCCUGUCCUGCCUUAAUUAGGCUCUGUAAAUGUGAAUGUGGACUUCUAGUUCUUGAAGUAGUCAACUGGCAUGUAAAUGUUGUCUUUGUUAGGGUAUAGAUGGUAUAGUUCUAUUUAGUGAGCCUGGACAAGACCUAUUAAAGUUGUAGAAGUUCCCUC